AUGAGAAACCGUCUGGUGGCGUAUGGCCGUCCGCCAUUGGAUCUAAGCCAAGAAGAGCAGAGGGACGCCUUUCUCUCUUCUCUGAAGAAUUGGAUGACAUCAAUGGCGGGCAAUGAAGAUAAUACCAAGUUUGGUUAUCCCGAUAUUGAAUGGGCACAGAUAGAAUCAUUCAGUCACUUGGACCACUGA
Messenger RNA from Pestalotiopsis fici W106-1, 189 nucleotides. RefSeq lists its product as uncharacterized. Lineage: Eukaryota; Fungi; Ascomycota; Sordariomycetes; Amphisphaeriales; Sporocadaceae. Bases 1 to 189 code for a protein of 62 amino acids. The record is from RefSeq and is a predicted model, not a curated record. The transcript has a single exon.